This is a messenger RNA of Schistosoma spindalis, 3990 nucleotides long. The record is from the annotation of a GenBank genome assembly. Lineage: Eukaryota; Metazoa; Platyhelminthes; Trematoda; Strigeidida; Schistosomatidae.
AUGCGGAUUAAAAUAAUAUGCAAUUUAUCAAACUAUACAUCUUAUCAUAAUCUUAUAUAUCUUCUGAUAUUACUUAUAUGCAUACUAUGCUGUACAGUCAGUUUAGUCUCAAGUGAACGAGUUGUACGUAUUCGAAGACAAGGUGAUGGUGUAUUAGAUGAAGAUAUUUCAGCGAGUGGUGGAGACGAUGAUAUACCAGAAACUACUCCAAUACCAUCGAGUGUUAAAGGUCCUGGACCAUUUUUGCAGCCAAAUAUAGUAACAGGUCCUCGAGGGGCUCCAGGUGAACCUGGUCCACCCGGACCAUCAGGACCUAUUGGACCACCAGGAAAAAUUGGUGAACCUGGGCCACCGGGACCAGCUGGAGAAGAUGGUGCACGUGGACCACCAGGUCCAUCUGGUGAUCCAGGAAUCGACGGUAAACCAGGUAUAGAUGGUGAAUCUGGUUUACGUGGAACCCCAGGUCCACCAGGACCAGUUGGUCCAAUGGGUUUAAUUGGAUCUACAGGUCCACCAGGUCCAAUGGGUAUACCUGGUCUUAAAGGUAUAAAAGGUUCCCCAGGUAUUGAUGGACCAAUGGGUGAACGAGGUGAAGUUGGUCUUCCAGGUCCAUUUGGUCCACCUGGACCUAAAGGACCAACUGGAUUACCUGGUGCUCAAGGCCCAGUCGGUCAAAUGGGUACACAAGGACCAGAUGGAUUUCCCGGGCUUAUGGGUUCUAUGGGUCCUCAAGGACCUCCAGGACCUUCUGGAAUGAUUGGACCAGUUGGUUUAAAAGGUGAUGAAGGACUUCAAGGUGCACCAGGUUCUCUGGGUGAUCCUGGUGAUCCAGGCUUAGAUGGAAGUCCAGGAGCUGAUGGUGAACCUGGACCGAUGGGUCCUACUGGUAAGGAUGGACCGCCAGGAUUGAAAGGUGAAAGAGGAAUUCCAGGCCCUAUGGGACCUCAAGGAACUCCUGGCCCAAGAGGAUUGUCUGGAGGACCAGGUUCACAGGGGACGCCUGGGGAGAAAGGGGCUGAAGGAGCUCCAGGACCACAAGGACCUACAGGUCCAGCUGGACCAAUGGGACCACCUGGAGAACCUGGUGAUAGAGGGCUAUUUGGUCCGAUGGGAGAUAUAGGAAAGCCUGGUCCACGAGGUCCACCAGGUGAAACUGGACCGAAAGGAGACACAGGGGUGAUUGGUGCUCAAGGGAUGCCUGGAAAUCCUGGAUUAGACGGGUUACCUGGAAUGCCUGGAGAAGCGGGUAGUGAUGGUGAAAUGGGAAGACAAGGUAUGCCCGGUCCACCGGGAUUACCUGGACCAUCUGGACGAGAUGGUGAACCUGGUCCGAGGGGUUUUCCGGGUUCAAAGGGUCAAGAUGGCUCUCAAGGUGUACGCGGAGUGAUAGGACCAAGAGGCCCUUCAGGAAAAGAUGGAGAUGAUGGUGAAAUGGGUCCGGCAGGACCACCAGGACCUGCGGGACCACCUGGCCCAUCUGGACCACCGGGUGUACGUGGUGGUCGAGGCUCAUCUGGUGAGCCAGGUGAUCCAGGUCCUUCAGGUCCACAAGGUAGUCGUGGUGCAACUGGUGCCCGUGGGCGUCGUGGGAAAGUUGGAGUUGCUGGUAGUCCUGGAAGUAUUGGGGGUAUCGGAGAUAGAGGUCCACCUGGUCCGAUUGGACCAUCAGGUCAACCUGGUCCUAUUGGACAACCAGGUCAACCAGGUGGUAAAGGUCCGACUGGAAGAGAUGGAAAACAAGGUACAGAUGGAAAGCCAGGAACUCAAGGGCAAGUUGGUUUACCAGGCCCAAUUGGUGAACGUGGUGCUGCUGGUGAAGACGGUGAACAAGGUUAUCCCGGUGUACAAGGUCCCAAAGGUGAAGUUGGUUCACAAGGCAUACCUGGACGUACUGGACCAGCUGGGCCACCAGGAGUUCGAGGUGGUUCGGGUCAAAUGGGUUUACGAGGAACAAAAGGUCCACGUGGUCCACCUGGAGAAGAUGGACCACCUGGAAAAGACAGUGCACCUGGUGAACCAGGACCACCGGGUGAACCAGGUCCACGAGGACCAAUUCAAGUUCAAGGUUAUGAUAAUGGUAAAGUUGUCGGUCCACAAGGAGCUAAGGGUUUACCAGGAUAUCCUGGACCACGUGGAAGACCAGGAAUACCAGGAGCUCCUGGUGAUCCGGGACCUAUUGGAGAAGCAGGAGUACCAGGUGAAGACGGUCCACCCGGUCCUGAUGGUCCACGUGGAAAAGAUGGAAUUGAUGGAGCACCUGGUCGACCAGGAAAAUCAGGUAAACCUGGUCAGUCUGGAGCUGUUGGAGCUCAAGGACCACCUGGAAAACCUGGAGAUGCUGGGUAUGCUGGUCCGCCAGGACCCUCGGGAAUUCCCGGCCCUUCUGGAGAACCUGGUCUACCUGGAAUAGAUGGUAUUAACGGAACUGCCGGUGCCCAAGGAGCUCCUGGCAAUCCGGGUGCACAAGGAGCACGUGGUGCUGCUGGACCUCCAGGAGUUGAUGGUGCUAAGGGUCCACCUGGUGAUGAAGGGCCAACUGGUCCGAGAGGUCAAGCUGGUCCAAGAGGAACUCAAGGAAAAGAUGGACUUCCUGGACUUCAGGGGAAAAUGGGUGCUCCUGGAAGACCGGGAGCGAGAGGAUCAGCUGGGGUUAUGGGAGUUCCAGGGCCGCAAGGGAAGAUAGGACCUCCAGGAAAAGAAGGACCAGAAGGACCGUCUGGUCCUGUUGGACCACCUGGGCCACCAGGGACAGAUGGAGAAGUAGGUGGUGUAGGGCCAGUGGGAGAAGCUGGGUCCCCAGGACAACAGGGUCUUCCUGGAGAACGCGGGCUUCAGGGUCCACCAGGUCCCGGAGGGGAACCAGGCCCACCGGGGCCUAGUGGUCCUUUAGGAAUACCAGGACCAGACGGACCAAGUGGACCUAGAGGUGAAGUAGGUGAUCCUGGUGUAGAUGGUGCUCCAGGGGGAAAAGGCGAAGAUGGACAACCUGGACUUCCUGGAAGACCUGGAAAAGAUGGAUCCCCAGGAAGGCAAGGGAAGUCUGGACCACAGGGCCACAAAGGUUGGACAGGCCCUCCAGGUGACCCUGGUCUUCCAGGCAUAGCCGGACAACCCGGUCAACCAGGACUUCGAGGAUAUCGUGGACUUUCUGGCUUACCGGGAGAAGUCGGACCUGUCGGUGCCCCAGGACCUCAAGGUGAGGCUGGAUUCGUCGGCGAACCAGGUCCUCCUGGCGGACCUGGACCUAUUGGAAGAGAUGGACCACGAGGACCUCCUGGACAUAUGGGAAGUGAAGGACCACCUGGGCCUCCUGGGCCUCCAGCUAUGAGUUAUGGAAAGAUGUAUGGAGAUCAAAAAGGCAUCACUUUAGAAAUGCCCAAUGGUACACGCAGUUUUCCAGCAAGAUCAUGUAAUUAUUUAUCGCGUACACAUCCAAGAUUACCAGAUGGUGAAUAUUGGAUUGAUCCUAAUGGAGGUUCAAAUAAAGAUGCUGUUAAAGUAUUCUGUCGAUUGAGCUCGGGUGAAACAUGUUUCUCGCCUUUAACUUCUUCCUAUCAACAACAACAAAACAAUAAUACCGAUAUAAACAAAAAGAAAUAUUUUGAUCAAAAAGAUAUUUGGUUUAGUCAAUUAUAUGAUGAAAAGCAGUUUACCUAUAAUAUGGAAAUGAAUCAGAUCAACUUUUUACAACUGUUAUCAUCGAAAGCUAACCAACAAUUAACAUUGGUAUGCAAUGAGAUUAUUUUCAACGAUAAAAAUCUGCCACGUUUAUUUACAAACAAUAAUAAGGAAUUAACACAAAAUGGAGCGAUUCUUCGUUAUAAUUUACUGGAAAACGGUUGUCAGUCAACAAAAUCUACAUUUGGAAAGAUAACAAUUGAAGUGGAUACACGACCUCAUCGUUUACCAUUACGUGAUAUAAUUUUACCAAAUGGUAUUGAUUCACAACAAAUUCUUGGUUUGGAAUUGGGUAGAGUAUGUUUCCAGUAG